Talaromyces marneffei is the source of this 807-nucleotide messenger RNA. RefSeq lists its product as uncharacterized. The transcript has a single exon. Lineage: Eukaryota; Fungi; Ascomycota; Eurotiomycetes; Eurotiales; Trichocomaceae. The record is from RefSeq and is a predicted model, not a curated record. Bases 1 to 807 code for a protein of 268 amino acids.
AUGGACCGGUCAGGAGAAUCAACCCCAGCCCUACCCCAAGAAAACACCUAUAUCCCCGGAAGUUCACACAACACGCGGCAAGAUGAAGCCAGUUUCACCGAACCAAGAGAUAAUGAAAUGGUAAUGUCCACAAGCUAUGUACCAGGCCAGAUAUCACAAGUUAACAGAUCUACGACACAGAGCAUCGGUUCAAUGUUGGAUAGAAGCCUUCCACCUGGAGGCCCUGGAGGCUCACUAAGUUGGGUCUCGGACAAAACGAGGGAGCGCGAUAGCUUUCGUAGGAUACGGCUGAACAUCGGGCAUACUGCACCAAACUCGCCUCUGGUACCGGUAGACAUGAACGGGUGGCUGACCCACCGUGUGGAGGUUGUGGAAGACAAUAUCGAGAGAAUGAAUCGAGCUAUAGAGUUGAGGCGGAUGGAAAAAGUUUCGUUUUUCAAGGCGAACAUUCAGACAGCCCUUGACGGAAGACGGUUUGGAGAUUUCCGAUCGACCGUAUUAGCUCAAACAACGAUCUGGAGGCCCGACGAAGUGUCCAAUCCUUCUAGGCCACAGGCUCCAUGGCCGGAUUCAGGCGAACGCAAACAUGAGGGCUACCAGAGAGUACGGUCUGGCUAUAGCCGGUUCCCUCCCCUUCCUCGGGUCCCUGGUAACCCAACAGUCAAUUGGAAACAGCGUUCACCAAUUGCCGCUUAUGAACUUGAUAAGGUUGGUCUGCCGGUCAUACUGCAAGAGGCAACCACAGAAAAUGAUCCAAAUACGGAAUCGAUGAUUGGAGAGUCGCUUCUUCGGGAGAUAGAUGCAUAG